GCACUCCCUGUGUCUCCUGCAUUGCAGGUGAAUUAUUUAUCCACUGAGCCAUCUGAAGUCUAGAAGUCCAAAAUCAAGGCAGGGUCAAGUUCUGGUCAGAGGUCUCUUGCUGGUUCAUAGCUGCACCAUCUUGCUGUGCUCUCUCUCAGUGGAAGGCAUGAGGGAUCUCUCUGGGGUCUUUUCUAUAAGAACAUUAAUCCUAUCCGUGCUCUACCUUCAUGAUCUAAUAACCUCCCACAUGCCCCUAACUCAUAACACCAUCAAAUUAGGAUUUCAACGAUGGCUCUGAGGGGACAGAAACAUGCAGACAUAGCAGAGGUUAACUAAUUUGUUCAAGGUUCCACCUCGGGAGACACUGGUUCGAUCCCUGGGUCGGGGAGGUCCCUGGAGGAGGUCAUGGCAACCCAGUCCAAUAUUCUUGCCUGGAGAAUUCCAUGAUAUAGGAGCCUGAAGGCAACAGUCCAUAGGGUUGCAAGGAGUCACGCACGGUCUGGCUGCAGUAUCUGUGCUCUCAACUGCUAGUCUGUCUAGUAGCUUCUCUCUGGGCCUCCCUCCAACCCCGCUCACAACAGGUAAGCUUACAUUGCAUAUUCAGUCUAUGCAAAACACUGGCCAAGCCCACAGAGGCUUGGAGGAGGAGGGAGCUAGGGGUUCCAGCUGAGGCACCUACAGCGCCCUCUGCUCGUCACUCUGCAUCCCUGCAGACUAACGGGCGAGCGGUCUUUCCUCGCUUGGCCUUUGAGCCAGUCUGCUGAAGUCAGCCUUGAAAGAGAGGAAGAGGAAGGGACAGGCAGGGCAGAGGUGGAGACACAAUCAGAAAAUUCUGCUCUCCAGCUAACUCCUCUGCCUUUCUCCUACUCUGUGGCCUUUUGGGAGUGGAAGGGGCUGGGGCGGAGCUAAUCUCAAACAGGCUUAAAGGAGAGCAGAUGGUUUUAUCAAGUUGUAACCUAAGAAGGAAAUUCAGUCUAUGAGGUCUCUACCUUCACGAUCUAAUAACCUCCCAAAGGCCCCUAACUCCUAACACCAUCACAUUAGGGUUUCAACAAUGGAUCUGAGGGGACAGAAACAUACAAACCAGAUGUAGCAGAGGCUAAUGAACUUGUUCAAGGUCCCACACCUGGAAAGUGGAAAAACUGGAUUUGAACCCAGGCUGUCUGGCUGGCUCCUCUGGUGGCUCCGUGGUAAAAAAUCUACCUGCAAUGCAGGAGACUUUUCACUCUGGAUUUCUCUCUCACUGUUCUCUGGCCUCCACUGCCCAUUUCAUUUAAAUUGACUGAUCCUGAACUGAUCUGCGGUCCAGCAAGUGGGCGAUGGGACAGCAAGCAAGGCUUGAAGGCAGGUGGGCAGGCUGGAGCCUUCAUUAGAAGUGUGACUUAAGACUAUUCCUCUGAGCCUGGAUGGCCUUGCCUGUAAAGUGGAAACUGGAAUCCCUGUCUCAUGAGAUGGCUGGGGAAGGAAAUUAGAAAGCUGAAAGUCAUGUGUGAAAUAAAUAGCACAAAAUAAGUGCAGGGUACUUAUCCAAGCUCUUUGUGUGGCAUUUAUUUCAUGGGCUAAUCUAAGGUGGGCCUUUCCUGGUAGUUCAGACAGUAAAGAACCUGGCUGCAAUGCAGGAGACCCAGGUUCGACCGCCGGGUUGGGAAGAUUCCUUGGAGAAAGGAAAGGCUACCCACUCGAGUAUUCUUGCCUGGAGAAUCCCAUGGAGAGAGGAGCCUGGCCGGCUACAGUCUGUGGGGUCGCACAGAGUAGGACUCAGCUGAGCGACCACACUAAUCUGAGGUGAUGUUGUGCCACGUCCACUGGGCUUCAGAGGAGCCGGAGACCCUGAUGACAUCUCUGUGACCCUUGGCUAAGAUAGCCAGAAUGUUAGUCCCUUGGUGGCUAGCUCAUUUUCAGCACUGAUAUCUGCUUUUGAUGAUAUCUAAUAAGAGCUCUUGCAGUUAAAUUCAGCAUUGGGGCUCAUUCUAAAUUCCUGUUAAAAAGCACCACCAUGCUCUUAAUCACUCAAGAGGAAAAAACUUGGGCAGCCUUUGACUCUUCCUCUCAGCCCGUCUCCAGUAAGAACCAGGACCUGGAAGAACUCCAGAGCAAGAUCAAGCUGACCCUGCUGGAAGGAGACAUUCUGGAUGAGCAGUGCCUGAAGGGGGCCUGUCAGGGCACCUCAGUGGUCAUCCACACCGCCUCUGUCAUUGACGUCAGGAAUGCUGUCCCACGAGAGACCAUCAUGAACGUCAAUGUGAAAGGUACCCAGCUGCUGUUGGAGGCCUGUGUCCAGGCUAGCGUACCGGUCUUUAUCCACACCAGCACCAUAGAGGUGGCUGGGCCCAACUCCUACAGGGAGAUCAUCCAAGAUGGCCAUGAAGAAGAGCAUCAUGAAUCGGCUUGGUCCUCUCCAUACCCAUACAGCAAGAAGCUUGCCGAGAAGGCUGUGCUGGAAGCUAAUGGGUGGGCUCUGAAAAAUGGUGGCACCUUGUACACUUGUGCCCUGAGGCCCAUGUACAUCUACGGGGAGGGGAGCCCAUUCCUUUCUGCCUACAUGCACGGAGCCUUGAAUAACAACGGCAUCCUGACCAAUCACUGCAAGUUCUCAAGAGUCAACCCAGUCUAUGUUGGCAAUGUGGCCUGGGCCCACAUUCUGGCCUUGAGGGCCCUGAGGGACCCCAAAAAGGUCCCGAACAUCCAAGGACAGUUCUACUACAUCUCAGACGACACGCCACACCAAAGCUACGAUGACCUCAAUUACACUUUGAGCAAAGAAUGGGGCUUCUGCCUGGAUUCCCGGAUGAGCCUUCCUAUUUCUCUGCAGUACUGGCUUGCCUUCCUGCUAGAAAUAGUGAGCUUCCUGCUCAGUCCAAUUUACAAAUAUAACCCCUGCUUCAACCGCCACCUAGUGACUCUUUCCAACAGCGUGUUCACCUUCUCCUAUAAGAAAGCUCAGCGAGAUCUGGGGUAUGAGCCCCUCUACACUUGGGAGGAAGCCAAGCAGAAAACCAAGGACUGGAUUGGCUCCCUGGUGAAACAGCACAAAGAGACCCUGAAAACAAAGAUUCAUUGACCUAGGAAUGACAACAAUGGGAACGUGGACAUGUGGGUAUGGUUAGUAGAUGUCUAUCGAGCGCUCCCCUUGAGGCUUCAUACAGAAUGUAACACAGACACAAGCCUGGGUCUUCCUGCCUCCCUUUUAGAAGAUGCUCACCUUACUAUCUGCCUUCCGCCACCAGAAACCGUGUCUGUCAAUGGCCCAAGUGGAAGCUUUCUUCCCUACCCGCCUCCAGGGGACAGACAAGGUGAUUUGCUGCAGCUGCGGGCACCAAAAUCUCAGUGGCAGAUUCUGAGUUAUUUGGGCUUCUUGUAACUUCGAGUUUUGCCUCUUAGUCCCACUUUCUUUGUUAAAUGCGGAAGCAUUUCUUUUAAAAGUUCAUAUUCCUUCAUGUAGCUCAAUAAAAAUGAUCAACGUUUUCAUGACUCA
Molecule: messenger RNA, 3466 nt
Organism: Bubalus bubalis (water buffalo)
Lineage: Eukaryota; Metazoa; Chordata; Mammalia; Artiodactyla; Bovidae
Product: 3 beta-hydroxysteroid dehydrogenase/Delta 5-->4-isomerase
Exons: 3
Coding region: 1988-3052 (354 amino acids)
Biological process (GO): steroid biosynthetic process
Molecular function (GO): 3-beta-hydroxy-Delta5-steroid dehydrogenase (NAD+) activity
Source: RefSeq, a predicted model, not a curated record